Guillardia theta CCMP2712 is the source of this 2997-nucleotide messenger RNA. RefSeq lists its product as hypothetical. The coding region runs from base 1 to 2997 and encodes 998 amino acids. The record is from RefSeq and is a predicted model, not a curated record. Lineage: Eukaryota; Cryptophyceae; Pyrenomonadales; Geminigeraceae. Gene Ontology annotation, molecular function: protein binding. The transcript is spliced from 27 exons.
AUGCUGCGCGUGUGGGCCUUGCUCGGGUGCCUCCUGGGCUCCUUGGCCUCAAGUCCGGUGGGUUUGCCGAGCCUUCGCCUUGAGAGGGACGAAGACGAUGAGGAUGAUGAUGACGACGACAACGUCGAUGGCGUUGGCAAAGAUAGAUAUAGGGACAUGCCUCCUCCUGAUGAGAUAAGAUACACGCAUGGCAUGCGAACAGGGAAAUCAGCAAGAGAAGGCGCGAUCAUUCAAAACAUGACGGGAGGAAAGAAGAUCAAAUAUUACUACGGAAGGACCAACUAUUGGAGGGAUGUUCUCAACCAAACAGAUCCCUGGGAGCAGUUCGAGCCUGACCUCCAUAAGGGUCAAACAUACGCAGACUUCAUGUUUGCUAAAGAGCGUUUUGACAACGUGGACGUGAUGGAGCAACAUGGGCCACUCAAGGAUCGGAUGAGAGACUUGAUCGCGGAGGGACGUACAACCCCAGCUGGAUAUGGCCUCACGAUUGUUCACAACGAUGAUUUGUCUGUUUCGCUGUCAAACAAAUCAAGAUUGCUGGAGCCCGACGAAGUGUUCGCUCGCUUCGUUCCUUACCAGAAUGCUUCAUACCCAGAACCAACGAAGAGCAGAGACAGGUACAUCAAAGCUUUCGAAGAUCAGCUAAGAUCUCUGAUGCAAUGUGGUGGAAAUGUUUCCUGGCACAUGCCUCCCGACAUGUUGGCGCCGUUGCACUACGCUGCGCUGAAUGGCCAUUUGGAGAUCGUCAAGAUUCUCAUCGAGAAAGGCGUCAACGUGAGCGCUCGGGAUGACUGGGACCGCACGCCGCUGCACUGGGCUGGUGAGGACAGAGCAUACAACGGUCACGUGGAAGUUGCGAAGGAGCUGAUAGCCAACGGGGCGAACGUGAUGGCCAAGGUGGGGAGGAGACGCUGGGAGGAAGAGGCGUUUGACGCAGUGGCGCAGACCAAGGGAGACUGUACCCCCUACUCGUUCGCGUCGAUGUUCAUGCACACGCACAACGACGUCAUCCGCUACUUCCGCGACCAGGAGAGCAAGUUGAACCCCUCCAUCCUCAACAAAGACACCUCCACGACAAACUUCUUGGAUGAUGAGAUGUUCAAGCAGCGCAACGCGAAAGCAAGUCAGGAGCAGGAAGAUGUCAAGAAGAAGUCGAGCUCGGAUACAAGCAGGUCCAACAGCAGCUCGAGCAAGACCAAGAAGUCAAAGAGCAGCAAGGACAAGUCCAAGAGCUCCAGAGACAAACCUUCCAGGAAGACCCCAGCUGAGACACGUAAGGACGAGGAUGCGGAUGAGCUUCUGCGAGGCAUGGGGGCUGCUCUGUCCCAGGCUGUUCCCAAGCCCAAGCUCUUCGACCCUCUUGCCGGCCUCAGCUUCGGCCUGCCAUCUAGCGGCGCAGACAGAGGAGAGAGCAAGAGGAAGGAGGAGGCCAGCCGAACUCCUGCAGCCGAUGCGCGCGACUUCGGCAUGGAAGAUGCUGCCAACUUGAUCAAGUCGUCCGGCGUGCGCACUUUUGCUGAGCACCAUGCUCCUUCUCACCCCUCCCGGUCUACCUUCGCCUCCUCCAACCUCUCCAUCCUUUCUGAGGAAAGCCUUGGCGAUAGCCAGACGAAAGUUUACGCUCUGCCGAGCAGAGAGGAGGAAGAGGAGGAGGAGGAGGAGGAGACAGAAGAACAAAGAUUCUCAAAGUUUGGAAACAUUCGCAUGGCAGGGGAUCUCCUCCCCGAUGAGCAAGCCCCUAGUGUGCAGAGGGAAAAGACCAAGAAGACGGUGGGUGCCGAGACUUCGGACUCCUCUUUUGACCUCUCCGACUUGUCGAUCUCCGACUCUGAGCUGAUGGUGGACACGACUCGUUCGGCAGGAAGGAAGGGGAUCCUCAAGAAGAAAUCCUCCUCCUCCUCCCCCUCCUCUCGCCCUUCCCGUCCCAAGAAGAUUCGCUUUGGUCAAGUUUCCUACCGUGACGACGAUCCUUUUUCCCGCUCUCUCUCCUCCAAACCACAAACCUUCCAGACCGUCAACAAUCUCGACGGGAAAGAGAAGGAUGAGAAGGAGAAAGGGGGCUUGUUUGCAUCGAAGUUCGGGAAUAUUCAGUUCGCGGACGACCUGGGAGGGAAGCAGGAGGAGCAGGAGGAGCAGGAGGAGGAGGAGGAGGAGGAGAAAGGGGGCUUAUUUGCAUCGAAGUUCGGGAAUAUUCAGUUCGCGGACGACCUGGGAGGGAAGCAGGAGGAGGAUGGAUGGAUGGAGGAGGAGGAGGAGGAGGAGGAGAAAGGGGGCUUAUUUGCAUCGAAGUUCGGGAAUAUUCAGUUCGCGGACGACCUGGGAGGGAAGCAGGACGGGGAGGAAAUUCCAGCAGAGGUCGAGCUCGAUGAAGAGGUUGUUGAUGAUUUUGACUCUCACGGGUAUGAUGAAGACUUCCAUGAGGACGUCUCGGCUUGCGAGGAGGAGAGCAGACCCUCCAGCCAAGGCCCAGCUGCGUCAAGGGAGGCUGCUAGCAGGGAGCAAGAAAGAUCAGCGCAGAUUCAGAGGAUGGAGGAGGAGCUGAGCUUCUGGAAGGUGGAGGCGAUGCGCCUGGCAGCUGAGAAGGAUGAGACGCAUCGCACGCUCAAGGGGCUGAUGAAGCUGAGAACGACGGAACAGGCGGGGGAGAGAAGAGUUGACACGGAUCGAGUGAGGAGUCAGGCGACAGGGAGUGACAGCGGCACGAGCAGGCCUCAGGUCUUCCCGAUCGCAAGCAGCUUGAUGGAUGAGUCUCAGCGGAUCUCCAUGUCCUUGCGCAAGCCUCUCUUGGAUGCCUCCGAGCAGCUCCUUGCUGCCAACUUGCAUCUCAUCCGAGCUGCGAUGAAUCGCUCUCAAGCCCGAGCUGCGUUCCAGCAGAGGAGAAAUGACUUCAGUUACACGACCCUCGAAGACACUCUAGCCUACAUGCGCAGCUGCCCACUCCGACCUCAGGUUCGAACGUUCCGAGAGGCGCUGGAGGACAUCAGGACCAAGGUUUGA